AUGGCGGGGCGGAGCCCAUUGUCCACCCCGCCGGGCCCCCUGCAAAGCCCCCUCGCCCGCCGUGCAGUUGCUAAGGCUGCCCUGAAUGGUGGCAUCCGUCAAGACGUCAAGGGGGAGGCCCACCAUUCCGUAUCCCCCUUCCCGACAGAGUCCAUUGUCAUUGCCGGAGUCGAACUUUGUGCUGCCUGGCCCACGGCUUCUGAGGACUGCCUGGCCCACCCUUCGGAGCUGGCCUUCCUCCUGGAGCCUAGCGACGUGAUCGCCGUCCGGGAUCGCCCACUUCUCUUGCACUGCCAAGUGGAAGGCGAGGCACCUAUCACUAUUGCCUGGUCCCGAAACGGGGCACUGCUCUCCAAUGACAGCCACACGGCCAUCUUGCCCAAUGGCUCCCUGCGCCUGGAGAGUGUGCACCGGCGGCCACGGGGAGGCGGAGCAGCAGACGGCAACGCCACAAGCGACUCCAGCGCUGGAGAGUACAGCUGCGCUGCCCAGAACCGCUAUGGUUUGUUGGUCAGCCGCAAGGCCAGAGUGCAGAUCGCCACCUUGUCCAAAUUCCACAUGCACCCGGAAUCCAUGGCGGUAGAAGAGGGAGGCGUUGCCCGGUUCCAGUGCUUCAUCCAGGGGGUCCCUGAAGCCACAAUAACCUGGGAGCGCAAUCGCACGGCCUUGUUGACGGAGGACUAUCGCUUCACCUUGCUGCCCACUGGCAUCCUGCAGAUUACGGGUGUGAGGCGUUCCGACUUGGGCACGUAUCGCUGUGUGGCCAACAACAUCGCCAACACCCGCUAUAGCCAGGAAGCCACGCUGAGCAUUAGUGGUGAGUUGUCAGUCGCCAAACUCUACAAGGAGCCGGUCAUCCUCUCCGGCCCCCAGAACCUGACCAUCACGGUACAUCAGACGGCCAUCUUGGAAUGCAUUGCCACCGGCCACCCUCGGCCUAUCGUGUCUUGGAGUCGCCUGGACGGGCGUUCCAUCGGUGUGGAAGGGAUCCAGGUCCUGGGAACCGGGAACCUUAUGAUCUCGGACGUGUCCGUGAAACACGCUGGCGUUUAUGUCUGUGCUGCCAAUCGGCCCGGAACCCGGGUGCGCCGUACGGCGCAAGGUAUCCUCAUGGUGCAAGCCCCACCUGAGUUUGUGCAAUGGCCCCAGUCCGUCUCCAAGCCUCCGGGCAGCAGCGCCAUCUUCACCUGCGUGGCGCAAGGUGUGCCGGAGCCCCACCUGAUCUGGCUGAAGAACGGUAAAGUCCUGGCGCCCGGCGAAAACAUCAAGCUCACUCACAACAACAGCACCCUGAUGAUCCAACGGAUUAGCUCGGCGGACGAAGCCAUCUACCAGUGCAUCGCUGAGAACAGUGCUGGUACCAACCAGGCGAGCGCCCGGCUGGCUGUGGCUCUCUCCAAGGAGCUGCCCAGCUCCCCUGAUGGUGUCCAGGCCACUGCCCUCUCCACCACCUCCAUCCAGGUGUCUUGGCUCGAGCCCCCCAUGGAAGUGACGGAGGCCAUCAUCGGAUAUGUGCUUCACAUCCGCAAGGCAGGAGAGUCCGACAGCCGGGAGCUGCAGGAGGCCGUCAGCAAGACCACCUUCCAGCACGUCUUCACCAACCUCGAGCCCUCCACGACGUACUCUAUCUACCUGAAGGCCUAUUCGCCGCUGGGCGCGAGUCAGGAUUCGCAGCCCAUCAUGGCCACCACCCUGGGCAGCAUCCCCGCAGCACUGGGCUUUUUCACCAAGAUCCUCAACGCCAGCUCCGUCUACGUCUUUUGGGAACUGCCUGCCAGGCCGGGCCGCAUCGAAGGCUUCAAACUCUACCUCCGGAAGCUGCCCAGCGCUCACUACGAGGGGCCGCAGCUGUUGCCCGGCACGGCCAACUCUUUCACCUACAGCAACUUGGAGCCGUUGGCCAUGUACGAGAUCAAGCUCCAGGCCUUCAACGGGAACGGCGACGGGAACAGCAGUGUGCGAUUUGUCUCCCUCAAGGAGAACUCUGAGAGGCUGGAUGCCAACUCGGUGUGCCAGUGUGGGCAGGACGGGGAGAGCUCCCUCGCUGGCAUCGUGGUCGGUGUCCACAUCGGUAUGGCGUGCAUUAUAUUCUGCGUCCUCUUCCUUAUGUUCGGCUACCGCAAGAGGUGA
Messenger RNA from Rhineura floridana, 2130 nucleotides. RefSeq names its product immunoglobulin superfamily DCC subclass member 3-like. Gene Ontology annotation, biological process: cell-cell adhesion; axon guidance. Gene Ontology annotation, cellular component: axon; plasma membrane. Gene Ontology annotation, molecular function: protein binding. The transcript has 13 exons. Lineage: Eukaryota; Metazoa; Chordata; Lepidosauria; Squamata; Rhineuridae. Bases 1 to 2130 code for a protein of 709 amino acids. The record is from RefSeq and is a predicted model, not a curated record.